Molecule: messenger RNA, 675 nt
Organism: Filobasidium floriforme
Lineage: Eukaryota; Fungi; Basidiomycota; Tremellomycetes; Filobasidiales; Filobasidiaceae
Exons: 3
Coding region: 45-497 (150 amino acids)
Biological process (GO): translation
Cellular component (GO): mitochondrial large ribosomal subunit
Molecular function (GO): structural constituent of ribosome
Source: RefSeq, a predicted model, not a curated record
CCUGCUCGAUCGAAUUCAAGUAACAUCAUAUACACUUCGUCGAUAUGGCCACCAUCAGCUUCGCUUCAGCAGGUCCUUCUCGCCUCGCCAACGCCGUUCCCCGGCUCCUCUCGAGAGCAGUCGCUUUCCGGUCCAACAUGAUAGCGGUUCGACCGAUUGCUCAAAGCUCGAUCACUGUCAUCUCCGCCAAUCCUGCUGCCGAUAUGGAAAGCUCCACUAGCGUUCAGUCCUCCUUACGAUCCCUGGUCGACUCCCUGGUCGAACUCUUCCCGCCUUUUCUCCUCGCGGUCCCGAAGAAGAAGGUUUCCCAUUCGAGGAAGAGCAUGAGAAGCGCUCACAAAGGAUUGAAGAACAAGACGAACAUCACGCUCUGCCCGGGAUGCGGAGCACCCAAGCUGUCACAUAACCUCUGUCCCGAGUGUUUCUCGCAAAUCAACCGGAGAUGGAAGCAGGAAGCUCGCCAGGUCGGGUCAUCAACAGCCGAGGCUACAUCUUAGCCCAACCCGUAUUUCGACACUAUCCUUCCCCUGAGCUCUCAAGACAUCUCCCCUGAUGCCGUUAUCGUAAAGCGGCAUAUGUAUCAUUACCCUUCGCAUCCUAAUCUUCCGUAUAGACCUCUUCCGAUCUUGUUUUGGAGGCAGGUGGAUGUGGCCGUCACACAAUCAUACAUGAGAU